AUGGUUAAACUCGCGGACUCCAUCUCAAAGAAGGUCACUUUCGAGGAGAAGGGUCAUCCUGAUUCAAUCACCACCAUCAUUACAGACUACCCAUUACUGCUUGUAGCAGAUGCUGAUGAGUCUCUUGCUCCCAAGCUUAAGUUGCUACAGAACAGAGGAGCUUCAACCUCUGAGCUCACUGAGGUUCUUUCUAAAGUCCCCAAGAUCUUGAGAAUCAAAAAGGACAAAGCUUUAGGAAGAUACUAUGAUUUCGUCAGAGAGAUUAUAGAAGCGGAUAAGAGUUCUAAGUUCGAAAGGUUGUGUCUUUCUUUGCCGCUGGGUAGUAGACAGGAGAAUAAGAUCAGGAACGUUUUGGUUUUGAGAGAUCUUGGUGUGCCUCAGAGGUUGUUGUUCCCUCUGCUCAUCUCUAGAUCAGCACAUGUCUGUGGUAAAGAAGGGUUUGAAGAGUCUCUCAAGAAGGUUCUUGAGAUGGGUUUUGAUCCCACAACUCCGAAGUUUGUCAAAGCUUUGCAUACUGUUUAUGAACUGAGUGAUAAAACGAUAGAAGAGAAGGUGAAUGUGUACAAAAGACUAGGCUUUGGUGUGGGAGACGUGUGGAAGAUCUUCAAGAAGCAUCCUUCGUUUCUUAAGUUCUCUGAGAAGAAUAUAUCAAACUCUAUCGAUACGUUUCUAGGCCUAGGAUUCAGCAGAGUUGAGCUUGCGGGGAUGGUCAAGCGCUUUCCUCAGUGCAUUGGGUUAUCUGCAGAGACUGUAAAGAAGAAGAAUGAGUUUUUGGUGGAGAAGAUGAAGUGUAUUUGGAUGUAG
Brassica napus (rape) is the source of this 804-nucleotide messenger RNA. RefSeq lists its product as uncharacterized. Bases 1 to 804 code for a protein of 267 amino acids. The transcript is spliced from 3 exons. The record is from RefSeq and is a predicted model, not a curated record. Gene Ontology annotation, cellular component: chloroplast. Gene Ontology annotation, biological process: regulation of DNA-templated transcription; chloroplast organization. Gene Ontology annotation, molecular function: double-stranded DNA binding. Lineage: Eukaryota; Viridiplantae; Streptophyta; Magnoliopsida; Brassicales; Brassicaceae.